This is a messenger RNA of Seriola aureovittata, 2458 nucleotides long. It is a transcript of the gene plin6, whose product is annotated as perilipin 6. The record is from RefSeq and is a predicted model, not a curated record. Gene Ontology annotation, cellular component: cytosol; lipid droplet. Gene Ontology annotation, biological process: lipid storage; positive regulation of triglyceride storage. The transcript has 11 exons. NCBI's taxonomy places the organism in Eukaryota, Metazoa, Chordata, Actinopteri, Carangiformes, Carangidae. Bases 949 to 2346 code for a protein of 465 amino acids.
CUUCAUUGCCCAGGAACAGGACGCGUUUGAAGAAGCCUUCGAAGUCUGUGACUCAAUCGGUCUUCAGAUGCAGCCUCCAAAAGACACGGCUCCUGAAUUGAGACACAGUUAGUAUCUUUGGUUUUACUUUUCCGUGUGGUCUCAUGUGACAUAGAAAUUUAGCUGCCAUCAGCACUGAUGACGUGGCCUCCUUCAUCUGGCGCCAUUUUUUUUUACAAAUUUGAAAAUACAUUGGUGGUUCCUCCCUUCCGCUUCGUAGCCGAGAUGGCGAUAUAUCAUAUUACACUAAGGAUACGUUUCAACACCUAGUAGUUCCCUGCGAAGUGGACUGCACAUGGCAUUCAGUUUCCAGACCGUAGGGAGCACAAGGUGCCCGGUUCAAAGAACUGAACAACCGUUCAUCAGUUCCCUGGAAGUUGACAAGAAGAUUACCCAUCAGCCAUUGUGCCUCGCUGGUGCGCCACAAACGACAAUGGACAACAUCUUGUAAAUCAAUCAAAUCACAUUUAUUCACAAGUUUUUCUCAAGUGAAUGCAUUUGGCUUCCGUACUUAUGAAGCGAAAACGUUACGGUCUACAGAUUUCUCUCUCUGAGCUUCAGAAACCUGUAGGUGACGUCACAGAGGCUACGUCCAUCUUUAUUUACAGUCUGUGGUCCUGACCUGCAGGUGAACUGUGGGACCUUAUUUACACACAGGCGUUCCUCAGGGUUCUGCCACUCCACGCAACAUCAACACUGUGGAGUCUCUCCUGGGGGGUCCACUUCACAGAUGACCUGACAUGAACCAGCAGCACCUCCCCCCUCCUCCCCCCUCCUCCUCCCAUAGACAGCAUCCUGACCCGCUGUGUCUCAGCUGCACAGGUCAUAAAGUUACAGUCGUCUUCAUCCUCAACAUCAUCGUCAUCAUCAUCACUGGGUGCAGCUGCUCCAUCCACUUCAGCCUUUCUGAUGGGAUUUGGUGAAGGAGAAAUGUCAGAUCGUCGAAAUCAUGAGACCAGUGCCAUGUUCAGAGUUUCCCGCCUGCCUCUGGUUCGCUCGGCAUUGCAGUCGGUGACUUCAGUGUACUCGGAGGUCAAAGGUCGUUACCCUCUGCUGGGGAUGAUGGGAGGAGCGGCUGAAGUCGGAGUUCGCAGCGUAUCCCACGUAGCCAUGAAGCAAGCCACGCCCCUUCUCCAGACCCUGGAGCCACAGAUUGAAGUGGCCAACAGCUUUGCUCUGGUUGGUCUCGACCGUCUGGAGAAAAACUUCCCCAUCCUGAACCAGUCAACAGACGAGGUGGUGGGUCACCUGAAGGACGCCCUCUUCCUGACCCUGGACGACGUGCAGCUGUGGGUGGUGGACGGUUUGGACGGAGCUCUGGAUCAGCUGGAGCGUCUGGCCGACGGAGCUCGGGCGGCGGUGCGUCAGCUGCAGGACACUCAGGUGGGCCGAGCCGCCACGUCAGGACUGGACGACAUGCUGAGCCGCCUGGAGGACGCCACCGCCUACUACCUGCCCCUCCCACCCAUACUGCGUCGGGAGUGGGAGAUGAGGGUGCAGGAGUAUGAGGAUGAAGAUGAGGAUGAGGAGCCCAGUCUGUGGACCAGGGUGCGGAGUCUCCUGCUGAGCCUCAGUCUGCAGCUGUAUCACCGUAUGAUGAAGGUCAGGGAGCAGCUGCAGGAAGCCGUCACAACGCUGGGAGACGCUGCUGACAAGGUGGGUCUGGGCCGGGUCCUGGACGUGGUGGGGGAGCUGCUGCAGUACCUGCAGAGCCUCAUGGUGGCGCUGGUGUACCGGACGGAGAACAUCAGAGAGCUGGCCCUGAACGGGAUCAAGAGUCAGGCCACCACGCUGGCAGAGCUGAGGCCGGUCCAGCAGGUCCGAGAGCUGCCGGUCCAGAUCCAGCAGCUGCUCAGAGACCUGCAGGAACUGUCCAAGAUUCUGCUGCAGCUGGUGAUCAACGCCACGCCGCUCUACAACAUGCUGCAGCAGCCGUCUCAUCAGGAUGUGGAGGACUUCCUGAACCACGAGGACUUCAUGUCCGAUAGUUCGUCUCGGCGCAACUCGGCUAACAGCCUCUUCCUGAAGGCAAUGGACGGUCGUCCUCGGCGCCGCCGGAGUCUGUAUUCCCGCGCCACCCGAGGCACCGUGGGCCGCCAGAGCCCCGACCCCCCUAACUCGGCCCUGGAGGUGGAAAGCCUGUCCGUCCCUUUCGACGUCGGCGUCCACCGGCGGCCCUCGGCCACCGAGAUGCUCCUGGCGCCGCUCAAACAGUUUGUGUCUCAGAGCCAGAAGGCCUUCGAGUACCUGAACCCCAACUCCACCGACGACACCGCCAAUGCCAACGCCAUGGCAACGGCCGACUGAGGCUCCACCCCGCCCUCGUCCACCACCUAUCGCUGCUGCCGGUCCCGCCCACUGACCAAUCACAGCCUCCCGUCUCCGCCCCCGAUGAUCAGCCGUUUCUGCCUGAGCUGGC